AUGGGACAGUCCCUGAAGAAGUUAGCAGCCGGAAAUGGAGUUGCAAAAGAAGCAGAAAUUGGUAAAAUAGCGGCGAGAACUUAUGAAAAUAUGGCAAAAGAUGUGAAGGGAGGAGAUUGGACCAUAACUGACGUCUAUCGUGCUGUUUGCAAAACAGUGGGAGAUUUAAAUAAGGAGCUAGGCAGUACGCAGUUUUGUGCACCGAAUGCGGUGGCUCUAAGGCAUGCGUUUGAUAAACACCACAAAGGAUCAAGUAAGCUUACACCAGAGGAAUUCAGCAAGAUGGUUAAGGAUCUAGUAUUUGAUACAGGAUUUAAAGGCUCUGGAGCAAAAGACAUCAUUCUUUACAUGUAUGGUGUUCCUAUAACAAUGUUGUUUAUUAAGAACACCAUUAUGCCAACUGCAAUUCCUAAUGAUAUGUUCAUACCGGCUGUUACUUCUGCCACUGUUUAUGCCCUUGCAAAAUUUAACAAGAUUUGA
Messenger RNA from Papaver somniferum (opium poppy), 480 nucleotides. RefSeq lists its product as uncharacterized. The transcript has 4 exons. Lineage: Eukaryota; Viridiplantae; Streptophyta; Magnoliopsida; Ranunculales; Papaveraceae. The record is from RefSeq and is a predicted model, not a curated record. The coding region runs from base 1 to 480 and encodes 159 amino acids.